AUGUCGUCGACUACGCCCAACGCCUCCGGCGCCUCUGCCGAGCCCGCAGCCACCACCACCACCACCCGCAGCACCGCUGAGCUCAUCCGUGAGAUCGCCCGGCAGGACGACGAGCAACAGGCUCGGCGCGCCGAGACCGUGCAAGACCCAGUACUACGUCGCCUUGCGACCGCCAGGACACUUCUCGCGCACCGCGACCACGAGGUGGCAAGGGGUGGCUCCCGGGACAGCCUCAUGUUUCAUUGGAUCAGCGACCGCAUCGCGGAGCUAAUUGGUGAGGCCCUCGCGAUCGUCCAUGCGGACGAGGAGGACCUUCGCCUUGCCGCGCCGCCGCUCGUGCCCGGGCGGAAGCUGGGCUACCUUCGCCCCCGUACUCCUCUCCUUCGGCCCGCGCCCCUUCCUCGCGCCCAUCGCGUUGGGACUUGGGUCCCCAGGAUUGGUGAGCACUCUCGCCGCCGGCCGACAGGCUGGCACUCGCUGAACAAUCUGCUCGCGGAGCACAUCCGCCGGAACGGGGAUCACGCGCGCUUCGACCCCGUAGGCAUCAGCAUUCGGGAUGCGCGAGCCCGCAUGCUGAGAGAGGCCCACACAGCGUGGCAGAGCGAGUUUCCAGACGAGCAGGGACGGCCGUCGUGGUACCUAUACAGCGAGCGCUUGUUGCGGGAAGAGGGUUCGCCUCGCCCUGCAGAGGGUCAAUGGUGGUCCUCCCGUCGGGAGGGCCUCCGAGUCCUCCUGCAGGAGGUGAUGGCCAGGAGAGCAGAGCGGCAUCGUGCUCGGCGAGAGCAGAGGAGGGCGCUGGCGAGGCUGAACCGGCUUCUCCGUCGCCUCGCCGCAAGAUCAUAGGCCGUAAGUGAAGAGGAACUCCGGACGCAUAGAACGGUGUGGCAAUGAGAGAAGACACGCCGAACGUGCUUCGAUCCACCAAGUGAGACCAGCAAACCGGCAACUGGUAGUUGACUUGGUCGGUUGCAUGUUCUUCAAUGCUAACGACUGCAGCGGCGCGCAUCAAGGAGUCCAUGGACAUUCGUUUCGGCAUCGUGGUAGGAUAGACACCGCGGCGGAAGGGCACGUGUGCUUGGAUCUAGAGUCUGGCGUCUCUUGCUUAGCAACAGAAAUCAUCUCGUACGUCUGCUCCAUGGCGCACAAGUGCGGUGCGCGCAGUGUCGAAG
Molecule: messenger RNA, 1169 nt
Organism: Paraphaeosphaeria sporulosa
Lineage: Eukaryota; Fungi; Ascomycota; Dothideomycetes; Pleosporales; Didymosphaeriaceae
Exons: 6
Coding region: 1-843 (280 amino acids)
Source: RefSeq, a predicted model, not a curated record